Messenger RNA from Cryphonectria parasitica EP155, 702 nucleotides. RefSeq lists its product as uncharacterized. NCBI's taxonomy places the organism in Eukaryota, Fungi, Ascomycota, Sordariomycetes, Diaporthales, Cryphonectriaceae. The transcript is spliced from 2 exons. Bases 1 to 702 code for a protein of 233 amino acids. The record is from RefSeq and is a predicted model, not a curated record.
AUGGGUCUCUCCUGCUUCUGUCGCUGCGUAACCCUCAGGCACAAGGCCAAGGUAAACACUAACAGGAUCUCCUCCUCCUCCUCCUCCUCCUCCUCCUCCUCCCAGCAGGUCAAGAACCAUGGCAGCACUUCCCCCCUCGGCUGGACCGCCGAGGAGCCCCAAGCCGAGGAGGGUCGUCCCAAAACCCCCCUUGCAGAUCCAGCGAGGGCCAGUGCCGAUGCCUUCCCCAUGGUCCUCCCAGCCGUCUGCUUCCAAGCGCCUGUCCAGCCGGACAAACACACCAGUGGCCCCGCCAGUGCCCCCGUCAGUGCCCCCGUCAGCGCCGCCUGGCCGACGACACCACCUUGCGCUGCAUGCCAGCGUGCCAUGGAGAAGUGCCCAGGCUGCUUCCGCCGCAGCCAGGAUGCCGGCCCCCGCAGCCCGUGCGACGGUUGUCGCCUCGGGCUGUGCCGCCCUCACCGUGUUGUCGUCGGCGGGGACCAGCGCGGGGAGAGCAGCAACAGCGGCCUGUGGUCCGACGAGGAGACGCUGUCCAGGCUGGAAGGUCGCGGCGGCCGUGUGCGGCGGCAUGACGAGGAGCAGGAUAACGAGAGUUAUGAUGCUGAUUCCGAGUUUGGUGUGUGGUUCUUGUCGAAGAUUUUUGAGGUCGAUAAUGUCGUUGUCGCUACUGGUGUCGCUAAUCUUGUGGACGUUUCGCAGUGA